UGCCGCUCCGGCAGGAUCUGAUUCAGCAGCAGACCGUGUACGCUCUUGAGUCACUCCAGCGCUACCGACUGUCGGGAUGUGACCCCGGAACCGGACGCCUCUUUACACAAAACACAGCUCUCAAAUACAACAAAAACGACAGAAUCCUGGACCAGGAGAGCGGUGCUUCAGGAGCAGGGGGGAUGAACCGUGAGGAAGCCCCUGGCAAGUCUCCUGAGGAGAUGUACAUCCAGCAGAAGGUGCGGGUGCUGCUCAUGCUCAAGAAAAUGGGAUCAAACCUGACACCAAAUGAGGAAGCGUUUCUGCGAAAUUAUGCAGGCGUGGUGCACAGCCAGAUGAGUCAGUUGCCACAGCACCCCAUUGACCAGGGUGCUGAGGACGUGGUGAUGGCCUUCUCAAGAUCAGAGACUGAGGACAGGAGACAGUGACCUCUCGCCGUGCCAAAUCACUACAGUUAACAACAUAACACUGUUGAUGGAGAGGGCGGGGCCUGAGAUGGGAGAGGGGCGGGGCUCUGCUGUGUGCUUAUUGCCACACUUCCCGUCUCUUCCCCAUUUUCCUCCUCUUACUCACUAACUGUUACACUAUCAGGGCACGCGGCCUCAGUACCUGAUGACUUUAUGGCAAAUGAGUCAGGAAGAGCUACCGCGAGUAAACCAUUUUAUUUAGGUGUUUUUUUAUUUGAUUUUCAGUUUCGUUUCUGUUGCUACAGUGAGUGACGUUUCGUGUUUGUUCCCAUGAGAGACUGGACGGACCAAGAGUUUAAUUUUUCUGGUCAAACCGAGAAAGAUUUAAAUCGCCUUAUGGGUUACGUUAUUAGAGACAAAUCUGUUUAAUUUAGCAGUUUUUUUGUUUUGUUGUCCACAGGGUCCUUGCAGGACGUGUUCGUUUGUUUUUAUUUUCAGGGUUUAGCAGUUAAGUAGCCGUUUACAUCGUAAUUUCAGAAUAACUUAUAUAUACGUCAAAAUGUAUACGAGGCCCGCACGCAAGCACACACUCACAGAACGAUGUACUACAAAUGACCUGAUGUAUCACAAUGUGGUUUUUUCGAUGUUUUCGAAUACUUUUUUUGUACAGAACAUAAGAAAAAAGUAGCAAAGUGAAUGAAUUGUGCCAAUAGUGAUUUUUUUUGUAAAAUAUUUCUAAAGGUAUCUAAUGAAUGUCUUAGGUCCUUAUUUAUUUUCCAAUGUCUUAAAGCGUAGACAAACAUGAGCCCCACCACCGUAAACUUUUAAUUAAAGUAAAACUCAAGUACAGUCCUCAAUAACAAAAUGAUUCAAAUCCAAACAUUUUUUAACACUUGAAUAAAUUGAAUUUUUUUUUUUUACAUCAGUAUUGAAUGUUUUGUUAACUUGCUUAAGAUAAUUAUUGUAUCUCUGUGUUGAACUGACGCAUGCUUGUCUUGAGGUUUAUGGUUUAUGGUGUAUGUUUGAGUAGCUCUGUAAUGGUCAUGAGAGCCUAUAGCGGCAUUAAACAUCAAUGUACACCUUUUUUAAUCUGUGGACGUCCUUUUGAACAUUUUACAAAAAUUGCUGUUGUAGAUCUAAAUAAUCUUCUUUCAGUAAUUCAAUUAUCUUAAUGAAUGUCCACUUGUCAGCCACAUUAUCUCAAUGAAAGUCAUUGUUAAAUUCUUAUUUUGGCUAUGCAGAUUUUUUUAACCAUUCAGAUGCAUACAACUUGUCUUAACUGCCAUAUGUCGUACAUGAUUCAUAAAUAUGAAUGUCUGGGUUCAUUGACUUCACUGCAUGUCGUCCCGGUUCCCUCGAGCUGUAAACUAUUUAAUGUGAAUUGCUUUUUUAUUGUUUUAAAAUCGAAUUGAGUGGUUGUUUUAUGCCGUCCCUUGACUUAAACGCAUCCCAGAUCUAUACCAACUGAACCAUUAAAGGAGUUUAAAAUUG
Paramisgurnus dabryanus is the source of this 1898-nucleotide messenger RNA. RefSeq names its product catenin, beta interacting protein 1 (gene ctnnbip1). Gene Ontology annotation, molecular function: beta-catenin binding. Gene Ontology annotation, biological process: negative regulation of Wnt signaling pathway. The record is from RefSeq and is a predicted model, not a curated record. Lineage: Eukaryota; Metazoa; Chordata; Actinopteri; Cypriniformes; Cobitidae. Gene Ontology annotation, cellular component: nucleus; cytosol; beta-catenin destruction complex.